AAAUAAGCUAAAUAAAAAGUAGAUGGCUGCUGAGGAAUGUGUCUCCUUAGGAAUACUAACAGAGCCUAGAGCUCUGAAGCUUACUUUGUCUAUGCCCGUCUGACGUGACUCCUACCACUCCAAGCACUGAGCUCUUUCCUGUAAGAGGGAUGUCCCUCCACAUGUCUUUCAGCUGCCUUUUGCUUCUUUCCAACUAUAUAAAGACUGCUGACACCCAGUGUCUGGAGUUGGGUGAUAAAGCAAUGAAUUGCUUUCUUAGUCUUUUAAGGUUAACCUCAGGCCUUAGAAACUAGAAGCACCAUUGUGAAAAUGACUCCUUUAUAACAAAGGCUAGAGAUCUUCUUGUAGUCCCAAUGUGUCAAGACAUUAAUUGAAGAGGAAGGCAGACUGUAUUUCUCGUUUUCCCCCCUCAGCUUCAACAAAAGAUGCUCGUAUUCUUCUCUGGAAAACAUCACAGUGUCUCAAGAGAUAACUCAGUCAGACUUGUGAGUCCUGAGCACUAUAGGCUGUUCCCCUCUUGUUGUAUUUGUCUGGGAUAUCUGCAUUAGAAAAAACAAUUUGCAUUGUUGAACCAGCCAGUGCCCAGCAUCCCGGCCUCUAAGUUGGAGGUGGGCUGAUGAACAUUUAGCUCCUUCUGUGCUGGGUUGUUAUUGGUCACUUUUUUGAGAUGGUUGCUUUCACAUUGCAAAUGCUUUUAGUAAGUUUGUGGGUAAAUGUUAACUUUGUAAGAAUAUAAGACAGCUUAGCAGGAUAUGAGUUAAGACAUUUAGGGUGUUGUCUUAUUGCUUCAGCACUGUGGAGCUUUUGAGUAACACACUGUGUUACAUGAUUUGACUGAAUACAGGCCAAAAAAAGCCUCAACUUGGUUUCAUUGGCUUAAAUAUAGUUCAAAGCAAUAGACACAGAGUUCAGAUGAGGAAGUACUGUACAAUAAAGGAAGUAAGAGCCUUUAAAGAUAAUUUGCUCUCAUAUGCAAGUAGCUGCCCAAGUCCUGAUAAAUGAGUUGAAAUAAAUGGAAAUACUAGAAUAGAGAUCCUCUAUUCUAAACUAGGAGAGAAAGUGGAGACCCUGCACAUGGAAACCUCACGCCUCUGCUGACAUUGCAGGGGUGGUUUGUGUGGAUAAAGCGACUGGAGUAAAGGAGUCAGGACUGGACAGAAGAAAAGGACCUGACACCAAACCUAGCACCAUACAGGCAAUAUGGCCAAUGCCUUGGCCAGCGCUACAUGUGAGCGCUGCAAGGGGGGCUUCGCACCUGCCGAGAAGAUUGUGAACAGUAAUGGUGAGCUGUACCAUGAACAGUGCUUUGUGUGUGCCCAGUGCUUCCAGCAGUUCCCAGAAGGACUCUUCUAUGAGUUUGAGGGAAGGAAGUACUGUGAGCACGAUUUCCAGAUGCUCUUUGCUCCCUGCUGCCACCAGUGUGGUGAAUUCAUCAUUGGUCGGGUUAUUAAAGCCAUGAACAACAGCUGGCAUCCUGAGUGCUUUCGAUGUGACCUCUGCCAGGAAGUGCUGGCAGACAUAGGGUUUGUCAAGAAUGCUGGCAGACACCUGUGUCGUCCAUGUCAUAAUCGUGAAAAGGCCAGAGGCCUUGGAAAAUACAUCUGCCAGAAAUGCCAUGCCAUCAUUGAUGAACAACCUCUGAUCUUCAAGAAUGACCCUUAUCACCCUGACCACUUCAACUGUGCCAACUGCGGGAAGGAGCUAACUGCUGAUGCCCGGGAGCUGAAAGGGGAGCUGUACUGUCUGCCGUGUCAUGAUAAGAUGGGGGUCCCUAUCUGUGGUGCCUGUCGGAGGCCCAUUGAAGGGCGAGUAGUGAAUGCCAUGGGCAAGCAAUGGCACGUGGAGCAUUUUGUUUGUGCCAAAUGUGAAAAGCCAUUUCUUGGACAUCGCCAUUAUGAGAGGAAGGGCUUGGCCUAUUGUGAAACUCACUAUAAUCAGCUGUUUGGUGAUGUUUGUUUCCACUGCAACCGUGUCAUAGAAGGUGAUGUGGUCUCUGCCCUCAACAAGGCCUGGUGUGUGAGCUGCUUUGCCUGUUCCACCUGCAAUACCAAAUUAACACUCAAGGAUAAGUUUGUUGAAAUUGAUCUAAAGCCAGUCUGCAAAUACUGUUAUGAGAAAAUGCCCGAAGAGUUUAAGAGGCGACUCGCCAAACGGGAGAGAGAAGCAAAGGAUAAAGACAAGCAGAGAAAGAGAAAGCCAGUGUGUCUGUAAACGCUCUGUCCCUUCCACGCCAUUCUCAUGCUUCCUCUGUGGAAUAAAUUUGUGGAGUUUGACAUGAAGCCAGUCUGCAAGAAGUGCUAUGAGAAAUUUCCAUUGGAGCUGAAGAAAAGACUUAAGAAACUAGCUGAGACAUUAGGAAGGAAAUAAGUUCUGGUUUGGG
Mesocricetus auratus (golden hamster) is the source of this 2380-nucleotide messenger RNA. It is a transcript of the gene Lims1, whose product is annotated as LIM zinc finger domain containing 1. Bases 1201 to 2211 code for a protein of 336 amino acids. The transcript has 11 exons. Gene Ontology annotation, cellular component: cell-cell junction; cytoplasm; focal adhesion. Gene Ontology annotation, biological process: positive regulation of integrin-mediated signaling pathway; cell-cell junction organization; cell-cell adhesion. The record is from RefSeq and is a predicted model, not a curated record. Lineage: Eukaryota; Metazoa; Chordata; Mammalia; Rodentia; Cricetidae.